AUGUUGGCUAUAUUCAAGAAGAGUUUGGUUAAUCCACCACAGGAGCUGAAUAGCCCAGCCUCAUUGCAAUCAUCAAAAAAGCCUAAGCUUCCUGAAGAGACUUUGAAUGAUUUCUUGUCUUCUCAUCCAAGCAAUGCCUUCUCUAUCGGCUUUGGGGACAAGGCAUUGUUGGCUUAUGCACCACCCGAACGACCAUACCCGAAUCGCAGGUUGUUCUGUGGUUUGGAUGACAUAUACUCCAUCUUCUUGGGGAGUUUGAACAAUCUGUGCACCCUCAACAAGCAGUACGGACUAUCAAAGAAUGACAAUGAGGCUAUAUUUGUCAUUGAAGCAUACAGAACCCUCCGCGACCGAGGCCCGUACCCGGCCCAUCAAGUCCUCAUGGAUCUUGAAGGCAGCUUUGGAUUUGUGCUCUAUGAUACCAAAACUGGAACUGUCUUUGCUGCUCUGGCAAGUUCUCUUCACCAUGUUAAACUGUACAGUAGGGAGUGUCCGUCAUUGAUGGGUGCUGAUGGUGGAGUGAAGCUUUUCUGGGGUAUAGGAGCUGAUGGGUCUGUGGUGAUUUCUGAUAAUGUGGAGAUCAUAAAAGCAAGCUGUGCCAAAUCAUUUGCUCCUUUCCCAACUGGGUGCAUGUAUCAUAGUGAGAGAGGGCUGAUGAGCUUUGAGCAUCCAAUGAACAAGAUGAAGGCAAUGCCUAGAAUUGAUAGUGAGGGGGUCAUGUGUGGGGCCAACUUCAAGGUUGAUGCCUACUCAAGGAUUAGCAGCAUGCCAAGAGUUGGAAGUGAAGCAAACUGGUCUACUUGGGGACAACAGGCUUGA
Molecule: messenger RNA, 819 nt
Organism: Ilex paraguariensis (yerba mate)
Lineage: Eukaryota; Viridiplantae; Streptophyta; Magnoliopsida; Aquifoliales; Aquifoliaceae
Source: the annotation of a GenBank genome assembly